AUGGCGGAUUUCCAGACAUCAACUCAACGAGCCAAGUGGAUUUUCACUCCCCAGAAACUAGCAGAGAGAUAUAAAGCUUCUAACCAUAGGGCAGUGCAAUUGCUAGAGAAGUGUGGAACAACACAAGUUGAAGUAGAUGCAAGUGGAUCACUAACUUAUCCUAUAGAGAAAGCUGAUGCAGGAGGAGAUCAAGGUGAUAAGAAGCUUAAGCCUUUGAGUGUUGAUGAAGAACGGUUCAUGAGAGCUUUUUAUGAGGCAAAGGUCCAAGAAGUUUGUAGUGCCUUUGAGUUUCCUCACAAGAUUCAGGCAACAGCUCUCCAAUAUUUUAAAAGGUUUUAUCUGCAAUGGUCUGUUAUGCAACAUCAUCCAAAAGAAAUAAUGUUAACCUGUGUGUAUGCGGCAUGUAAAAUAGAGGAGAAUCAUGUAUCUGCUGAGGAGAUAGGCAAGGGGAUUAAACAAGAUCACCACGUUAUUCUCAAGUAUGAGAUGGCUGUUCUCCAGAGUUUGGAGUUUGAUCUGAUUGUUUAUGCACCUUAUCGUGCAAUCGAAGGCUUUGUCAACAACAUGGAGGAGUUUCUUCAAGCUAGAGAAGAUGAAAUCCAAAAGCUGGAGAGUUUGCUAAAAGCGGCAACAGCAGAAGCUGAUAAAGUUAUGCUCACAGAUGCUCCACUCCUCUUUCCUCCUGGCCAGUUGGCGUUGGCUGCUUUGCGUUUAGCAAAUGGGGUUCUUGGAGUUGUUGACUUUGAUAGGUACCUAGAGAACAUUGUUUCUCAACCAAACUCUGAGCACACUACUUCAGAGUUUAUAAAAUUACUUGAUGACAUUGAAAAUUUGGUAAAGAACUAUAAGUACCCAAGUGAAAAGGACAUGAAGCAUAUAAACAGGAAGCUAAAAUCAUGUCUGGGACAUAGUUCUUCACAUGACGAGAGUAAGAAACGAGAGAAGAGAUCGAAGCACAAGUCACACAGGAGCUCCAGUGAUACACCAAAGGGUGCACCUAUAAGUUGAGUUUCUCGUUUUGUUUGGCAACUCUCCUUUGGCACUUGGUAGCUUUAAUCUUAUUAUUGAAUGAGCAAAUCAUACUUAUACUUCUUGCCAUGUUAAAUUUGAGCAUAUCUGAGUAAUGAAAUCUGAAACUGGCAGUUUUUGUUAUAGAGACAAAAGCUGGAUCUUGCAACAAAGAUUGGCACAUAAGUUUGUUUAUUCCAAAGAAGAUGUCACUGAACACUUUCAAGUACAAAACUACCGUUU
Molecule: messenger RNA, 1251 nt
Organism: Eruca vesicaria subsp. sativa (arugula)
Lineage: Eukaryota; Viridiplantae; Streptophyta; Magnoliopsida; Brassicales; Brassicaceae
Source: the annotation of a GenBank genome assembly